Messenger RNA from Sipha flava (yellow sugarcane aphid), 3770 nucleotides. RefSeq names its product extracellular serine/threonine protein CG31145. Gene Ontology annotation, molecular function: protein serine/threonine kinase activity. Lineage: Eukaryota; Metazoa; Arthropoda; Insecta; Hemiptera; Aphididae. Gene Ontology annotation, biological process: protein phosphorylation. The record is from RefSeq and is a predicted model, not a curated record. Gene Ontology annotation, cellular component: Golgi apparatus. The coding region runs from base 1440 to 3107 and encodes 555 amino acids. The transcript is spliced from 8 exons.
CGUGCUACACGCGCCAGUCGCCGAUCGCGUACGGUUCUGGACAGUGGCGGCGCUCGUUCGCGGGUGCGGUACACGUUCACAUACAGGUACUAUACACGCGCACGCCGUACACGCGAUAUUAUAUUCUCACCAAGUGCGCACGUGAUCGCCGCCGAUACAGUGGUCGGGCAGACGAACCGCGGUAGCAGACACAGUCGCAACAAUCGAUGACAAUCAUUGGCGCUAACCGUUAGUGUCUUUCAAUCGGUUUGACCUGUCGGCGAAUCCGUUGUCGCUUCGCGAACUUUUCCCGGUGCCGUCUGUGCAGUGUACGGCGCGACGACGAAGCGCGUGACGUAUUCGCGUUCGGUUCGGUUGUGUUUUCCGUGCGUGUACAUCACAUCGCGUUAUACACCCUCGUCGUGCACGAAUACGUGUAGCGAAAAGCAAAUCGGUCGAUCAACAGGUGUUCUCGACCGGCUGGCGGCGGUGGUCCCGUUGGAAAACCGCGUUAACUGUUCGCGGUACUUGCCGACCCGUCGAGGAAGAACAGCAGAAGGAACAUAAGGAAGAGGAGAAGAAAAAGAAGAAGAAGGAGAAGGAGAAGUAGGAGUCGGUGGUUGUAGCUGUGGUAGUGGUUGUGCCGUGACGCAGAAGGAAAACCACAGAGUUGAAAAAUCCACAUCGACCGUGCGUAAAGUGCGUGUGCUCGCGGACAAACAGGACGUUUUAAUUAGUAGGGUCGAAAUAUUGCGGCGUGGCCGAGCGGGCUGCCAGACCGAUAGUCGCGAUAGGAGGAACAAGAGGGCACGGCGCGGUGUCCGCGAUGACUCGUCCACGUCAACGGUCAAAGGUCACGGCGAUAACGGUGCGCGAUAGACAACGUCAUCGACAUCUCGAUCAUCUCGGCGAGAUCAUCACCGCCGUCGGCAUCGGCAGCAUCAGCAGUGCGCGGUCGGCAUCGUACCAGUCGCGUGCGGGUGACUCGGCGUAACGCGGAUACGAUACGGAACGUUCGGCCGAAAACGGUGCGUGUAAACUUUUCGCGGUGGGCAGUCGACCGGUUAUGUUUAUAAAUAUGUAAAUAUAAAAUAUUUACAUAGCGUCGUGACAGUAAUAACGAUAAUAACCACCGGUUGUAACGGCCGUGGCGGCGGCCCGUACGACAGCAGCGGCUGUCUGGCGGACGGAACGGAAGCGGGGAGGAAAAAAAAAAACAAGUGCGAACAAUUGUUCAAACGCCGCGGGAACGGAUCGCGGACACGCGGCGGGAGACCGCGGCAAAGGGUGUUUGGCGCGUGCGACGCGGCCGCGGUGACGCCGCCGGUUUGUUAGCGACGCGCAGCAGGUCCGAUGCGUUCGGCGCCGCCGUCCAGCACCUGUGCCGCCCGUGUCAGCAGCGCGUCGUGUUCGCGUCACGCCCGUCGCCGACGACGACGCCGUAACUCGUCAUUGCCACCAUGAAGCUCCGCGACCGCGUGGUCAUCGGCUUCUGCCUAUCGUUGGUCCUGGUCACCGUGCUGUUCGUAGUCGACCUGCAGAACGAAAACGAUCGCCGGCUGCGGGCGGCCGUGGACGUGGACGCGGACGCGCCGCUCGGCGUCGGGCUGCACGGCCGUUCGCGCCCCGACGUGCCCAACGUCUGGGACGCGGCCGAAUCGCCCACGCUGACGCCCGCGUUCGAGUACCGAUCGCGGCCGCAACCACCGCCGCCGCGGCGGCCGUCCGCUCCGCAACCGUACGUGCCCGCGUCCAACGACUACUACCGCACGCCCGUGGCCGACCCGUACGCCGACGACCGGUUCGACGAUCUCACAGAACUGCUGUCCGUGCCGCAGUUCGUGCCGCACCACGGUAAAGUGGUCGACUGGACCGUGGUCACGGACGUCAUCGUGGACGACACGUCCGUCGACGGUACCAUCAGCAACGAGUACAUCGCCGAGUACUUGGAAAGUGGUUCGCGGCCAAAUAUGACGGAACUAACCAUAUUCCACACCAGAAUAUCAAAAAGAGAAAUGUAUCCUGAAAACGACACGUAUGUGCCAUCAAUUUUAAAAAAAAUGUCUAGUUUGCCAAUCGUAAGUGUAGCCCAAAAAGAAGGAGGUACGCAGAUCAAGCUCGUUAUCGAGUAUUUGAACGGAGAUAAAGCUCUUAUGAAGCCAAUGAGGUUCUCUCGAGAUCAACAGACUCUGCCGAAUCACUUUUACUUCACUGACUACGAAAGGCAUAACGCCGAAAUUGCUGCAUUUCAUCUCGACAGGAUACUGGGGUUUCGGAGAGCAAUGCCGGUCAGUGGCAGAUUGGUAAACAUUACGUCUGAACUGAUGGCCCAAGUAACCGCAUCCGAUCUGUUAAAGACGUUUUUCGUUUCACCUGACAAAAAUAUGUGCUUCCACGGUCAAUGUUCCUAUUACUGCGACACGUCCCACGCCGUAUGCGGUAAUCCGGACACGUUGGAGGGCUCGUUCGCCGCCUACUUACCGUCCCAAGAGGUUUUGGAAAGGAAGACGUGGAGGCAUCCUUGGAGGCGCAGCUACCACAAACGGAAGAAAGCUAGAUGGGAAAUAGAUCCGAAUUACUGCGAGGUGAUCAGAAAUGUGCCACCGUACCGGACCGGUCGCCGGUUGUUGGACAUCAUGGACCUGUCCGUGUUCGAUUUCCUCAUGGGCAACAUGGACCGCCAUCAUUACGAGACAUUCACGCUGUUCGGCAAUGACUCGUUUCCCAUUCAUCUGGACCACGGCCGGGCGUUCGGCAAGGCGUUCCACGAUGAGCUCAGCAUAUUGGCACCGGUCAUCCAAUGCUGUCACAUACGGAGGAUCACUCUGGAAAAACUGCUCAGAUUCCACAACGGUAAAAAGCUCAGCGAACACAUGAGAGAAUCCAUGGCCGACGACCCGUUGUCGCCCAUACUAUGGGAACCACAUUUGGUGGCGCUCGACCGACGAGUGGGCUUCGUGCUGCAAAAAAUCCGUGAGUGCAUGUUAGUGAACGCGGAGAGCAACGAAGAGACGGAAAAUGAGUACAUUCCCAGGAAAAAACAACCUAUGAACAUAUCGUCGACCGAGUUAAAUGAUUUGCAGUUGGAGGGCAAGACCACGGGUUCGAAACGUCUUAAAAUUGAAUGAUUCCUCAGACAUUUCCUAGGAAAAAAACGAAAAAGAAAUAUCGCCACUCGGCCGAUUAUAAUUUACGUUUCUUUUUCGCUCGAAUAUUUUUGAAUUAUUCUUGUGUUCGGUGUACAUACCUAUAUAGUAGACAGAUGAAAUUACAUUUUAUGGUAUAAACGCUUCUACUUUAUAUCACAAUCAUCUGUUGUCCAUAAACUUUUAAUUUCGUCAAAAAUAUCGUAAAUGAGACUGGAUGAUGAAGUCACGUGCUUUAUCGCGGAUGGUACCCGAUUUCCUCUUUCGAAAUACAUACAUAAUAUAUGGUGAUAUUUUUUACGUUCGACUACAACGGUUCUAGUAUAAGUUUUCAAAAAUAUUUAAAAUAAAUUAAUCAGAUUCGGUAUCACAAUAAUUUUUUAGGUGUUUUUGAGUCACAAAACGAUAUAAUUAUAUACACAAGCAGCUGGAUGUUUGUAUUAAUGCCGGUUAAGGAGGAUUGUGAAUAAGACACAUGCGAUCUAAAAAAAAAUAAAAUAAUAUUAUUAAGUAUAUCAAUAUACUUUAAGGACCCAAUGAAUAAUUACUUCAAUAAAAAUAUGUACAUAUAACUUUUGUAUAUUAAUCUUCUCUACGUCUGUCUUAUAUAUAUAUAUAUAUAUUAUUAUUAUAACGCCUAUUGUC